AUGGCGAAGAGAAUUGCACCGCGGCUUUAUGCAUCCUUACCACAUUCCAUUUACACUCUGUCCACUUACUACUCUCGAUUGACACCAUAUUCAUGGACCUUGAUGGGUCUGAACGGUGACCACACGACGACCAACAGGCUCGUUGUCGCGGCGCUGAAUGCUGAACCGACUCACGGAGCCGCGAACCAAGCGAUUCAUGGGUCAAAAAUGGCCGGCGACCCGGAUGCGCUCCUCGGCACUUUCACAUUCAUCGACAAUUUGUCGACGGGCGAUGGUUUUGAGCGGAGAACACCAAUUUUGUUGUUGGACAACUAG
Messenger RNA from Sparassis crispa, 315 nucleotides. RefSeq lists its product as hypothetical. The record is from RefSeq and is a predicted model, not a curated record. The coding region runs from base 1 to 315 and encodes 104 amino acids. NCBI's taxonomy places the organism in Eukaryota, Fungi, Basidiomycota, Agaricomycetes, Polyporales, Sparassidaceae. The transcript is spliced from 2 exons.